GGCUGCGACCGAGAGUGGCUGGGCAUGACUUAAUUUUUUUUUUUUUCCUCAAGAACAAUUUUCUCCGUCUCACAACUCAUCAUCACCACCAACCAUACCAACCAAACCAAGUCGUCUCAGUUGUUGCAGACGAUAACACCCAUCUCCACUCAAUCAUAGAUCUUCUGCGAUCUUGUUAAUACCCUUUUUAUUUUCUUACGCUCUAAAUUCACAUCACAAUGGCUGCUAUCAAGAAGGAGGCGCCCGUCGCCAGCCCGACCGGCCUGUCCCUCUACUCAAAGUUCGCCCUUUCCGGUGCCGUCUGCUGUUCAGUCACCCACGGCAUGGUCACACCUCUUGAUGUCGUCAAGACCCGUAUCCAGCUCGACCCCCAAACCUACAACCGCGGCAUGAUCGGUGGCUUCAGGCAGGUUAUCCAAAACGAGGGUGCCGGCGCGCUCCUGACUGGUCUCGGUCCCACCGUCGCCGGUUACUUCCUGCAGGGUGCCUUCAAGUUCGGCGGUUACGAGUUCUUCAAGGCCCAGAGCAUCAACACCCUGGGUCUCGAGACCGCCAGCAAGUACCGCACCAGCGUCUACCUGGCCUCUGCCGCCGCCGCCGAGUUCUUCGCCGACAUCGCCCUCUGCCCUCUUGAGGCCACCCGUAUCCGUCUCGUCUCGGACCCCUCGUACGCCAACGGCCUGAUUGGUGGUUUCACCAAGAUGCUUCGCACCGAGGGUGUUGGUGCUUUCUACGCCGGUUUCGGCCCCAUCCUGUUCAAGCAGGUCCCCUACACCAUGACCAAGUUCGUCGUCUACGAGAAGGUCGCCGAGGCCAUCUUCCGCGUCUACCCCAAGGAGUCCCUCUCCGACGGCAUGCAGACCGUUGUCAACUUGGGCUCUGGUCUCAUGGCCGGUUUCGCCGCCGCCAUCGUCUCGCAGCCCGCCGACACCAUGCUGAGCAAGAUCAACAAGACCAAGGGUCUGCCCGGUGAGGGAACCACCUCCCGCCUGAUCAAGAUCGCCAAGGAGCUCGGCCUCCGUGGCUCUUUCGGUGGUAUCGGUGCCCGUCUCUUCAUGGUUGGUACCCUGACCGCCGGUCAGUUCGCCAUCUACGGUGACCUGAAGAAGGCUCUUGGCGCCACUGGUGGUGUUGAGAUUGCCAAAUAAGCGCGAGCUGUAUGGUAAGAGGAGCGUGGGGGAUAGGGGACGUAAAGAUAGAAGGGGAAAGGGUUUGUGUCGGCCCGGAUAGACCUGGCCGAACUUAUACCUCCCCCUACUUGAAUUUUUGUUGUAAUCUUUUUUUUUUCACCCUGGGAAAAUGCAUCUAGAAAUGUCUGUUCUUUUUCAGCCUCACUACCCAUUUUAAUUCUUGUUUUUUUACGUUUUCAUUUUGUCUCUGGGCGGGGAUAAGUCUUGGUCGGCAACAGUUUCUUUUCUCCGUUUUAGAGCGACAACAAAAAAGGGAGAAGGGAGGUCCUGUUUCCGAUAGAUGAUUACAGAACAGGGAAAACGAAUCAAACAUCGACAAGGAAGACACAGGGAAAUAGAAAAAGCAUGGACUCUGGAUGGGUGUUAGUGGGUUUUUGUGUAUAACAAUGACGAUUUCCAAGCUUGCCGGUUUUGGAUGUUUUUGCAUGUG
Molecule: messenger RNA, 1620 nt
Organism: Pyricularia oryzae 70-15
Lineage: Eukaryota; Fungi; Ascomycota; Sordariomycetes; Magnaporthales; Pyriculariaceae
Product: mitochondrial phosphate carrier protein
Exons: 3
Coding region: 219-1148 (309 amino acids)
Biological process (GO): mitochondrial phosphate ion transmembrane transport
Cellular component (GO): mitochondrial inner membrane
Molecular function (GO): phosphate transmembrane transporter activity
Source: RefSeq, a predicted model, not a curated record